UUUUUUAUGGCAGAGAGGAUGCUGCGACUCAAAAUUUAUACUAAAAUACUAAUAUGCUUAUUUAUCUAUUAACACUUAAUAUAAUUGAAAUAAUAGUAAAACAUAUACUGUAAGCGGCGCGUAAAUAAUUACCUUGAUACGCAAUGUCCGGCGUUAGCGUCGUUUCCGACACCCGUGCGGUGCUGCCACCGUAGCAUAUAGGGUGGCCAAAGGAUAUGCGCGCGCAUGCGAGCGCGACCGCGGGCCGUAGGCCGUUAGAUUCGAAGUCGAGGAGAACGACUCUCCUUUGAGAAGUGCAAACGAGCAGACGUGUUAUUAAAUCGUGCGCAUGAGAGUACUUUCGAGAAGUGUUAAAUUGUAGAAGCAUUCCGAUCUUUAUUAAAUCUUUAUUACUAAAAUCAGUGUCCGUUGAAUUUCACCUAACAACGCUCCAAUCCUGGCGAGAACCGUUUGCAGUGCGUACGGGCUCCUGUGGCAUCCAAUUCGCCUUUAAAAAUUCAGUCUUAAACACCGGUUACUUGACAUACAAAGAACAUUCGAGAAGUUUCCAGACGAGGAUCCAAAGGAAAGAGACUAACGCUUAACUCUUGAGUCAUUUGAAAAUAGCAACAGCAGACUUUUACAAUACAUUAUUUACAGUUUCUAACAAAUUGGAAUUUUUGUCUCUAUCUUGAUAGCUUUAAUCAAGUAAUUCACGAUUGAACGAAUUUAUACAACGUAAUACUCGUUAAUGUUCGAAGGCAACUAUCGUUAUUAUAUUGUCACUCCGAACGUUCGCAAGAAUCCAACUGUUAGAUUUCAAAAGUCUAAAAAUUCGAGUCAUCUUUAAACCCGGAACUUUCCGCUGGCGCCGGAUGUUGGUGUCGCUGCGUGGCGCUGUUGUAGCUCGUCCAAUGAGAAGAUCGCUACAGUACUCCCCUCCGAGCGACCUUAGGUUUGUUCGUUUUACCUACACUUUCUCCACUUUUGUAGAAAGUGUACACUAUCACGUUUCUUUUACAAGAAGUGACGUCAUAGUACGCUGUUCGUUUUGCGAGUGUAGCUACACUAUAGUGGCGAUUUCCCUAUACUUUUUACACUUGGUCUUGAGGAGGUGUGAAAAGUGUAUACCUACGAUUCCCGCGAAAUAUAACGUACAUAUGAUUAACACCAACGAGACCUGAACAUAAUUCUGAAGAAAUAUUUACCGGUAAUAAACCUUUAUAAAAUAGUUAAUGUAUUACAUUAUUAAAAUGAAUGCUUUUAUGAUGUUAAGAGAUAUUCAUAACAUGAGAUCAUUAAUAACAUUUUUAAUAAUAUUUUCUGUUUCAUAUUUUAGCUGUUCACUAUGCAAAAAGAAAAUAUGCAAGUAAAAUUUGCAAACAUUGCUCAAGAUUCCAAAGGAAAUUUUAUUGUCAACGGUGACAAUAAUAUUCUCUGCACAUCCAAAGAUGGAUUGAAGUUUAUUUCUAAGAAUUCAUUAUUAUUGGACGCUAAUGCAAUGAUCUGCCCAGUUGAGGACGAGUUGUAUCAGAUUGAAUUAGAUAAUUUAAAUGAUAAAGCAAACAAUGCCUCAAAUAUUGACACUACUGAUGAAUCAUCCACUUCAGCAACAACAAAUGAAUCUGCCAUAAUUAAAAAGAAUCAUGAUACUGAUUCUUCAUUUUCAUGGAAUGAUGAACCUACCAGAUAUUUUUUAUCUUUAUAUCAAGAAAAUAGAAAACUUGUUUUGUCCAGGAAGUUGAAAACAUUAAAAGCAAUGUGGAUUCAUAUCGCUAAUACAAUGACAAAGUCUGGAUAUAAUGUAUCUCCGCUACAAGUUGAAAACAAAUUUAAGACGAUGGAACGAGCAUAUAAGAAUAUGGUGUCAAACAAUAAAAAAACAGGAAGAGGACGGGCAACAUGUAGUUAUAUGAUUUUUUAAUUUUAUUACGACUGUGAUUUUAACUUGCAAACGCAAUGAAGUUCAUAAACAUUAAAAGUUAUAAAGUUACAUAAA
This is a messenger RNA of Nylanderia fulva, 1978 nucleotides long. The record is from RefSeq and is a predicted model, not a curated record. Lineage: Eukaryota; Metazoa; Arthropoda; Insecta; Hymenoptera; Formicidae.